AUGCCACAACUCCUUAACAAAGAGGUUUUCCUGGACAUCGACCUCUUUGGUAUUGCCAAAAACAACAACGGAAGCGCUUCUGCGGCUCUCAUAAGCUAUUCAGACAUUGACGAGAUGUUGGACCCUUCUCUCCUCCACCCAAAGAACAACACGGUCAACAUUAUGAUGUCUCCAGUGGUCUCAGCUUUCUUGCCCAAGACUCCAAACAAAAUUCUGACCAAACCAGUUAACUUCACAAUGAGACACAUUAAAAAAAUGGAUCCUAAAGGUCUGCUGCACUGUGUGUACUGGAACGUUAGUGAAUGGGUUGUGGACGGCUGUUCCAUCACUGAGACCAACUCCAGUUACACAGUCUGUUCCUGUGUACACCUGUCCACUUUUGCUCUCAUCAUGCAAACUCAAAGACCACCCAAGAGGUAUUAUCUCUUGAAGCUGCUCAGUACGGUCGCUGUGGGUGUGGGACUGGUCUCCCUGUUCUUGACUGUGUUGACUUUUAUUGGUUUUUGGAAGAAACUGGGUCGGAAAACCACAGCUCGACUCAACCUCUGUAUCAGCCUGCUACUGGCCCAUCUCCUCUUCCUCCUCACCCAACAUUUCCUGCACUAUAUCAAACCCCACGAGGUAAAUGUGAUUCUCUUUACUGCCAUGAUUAUCACUCUUAAGAAAACUCUGAUACAGCUGAGUGACAUCUCUCAAGUUAAAGCAACCAGGGCUAUGGUGUUCAAAUCCCUGGCCCAGUUUAUCAUCCUCGGUUGCCCCUGGUUACUAGGCCUCCUCACACACAUCAGUGAGAACGUGGAGCUUGUCUUUCUGUUGUUCACCUCCCAGCAAGGCACCUUCAUCUUCCUGGUCCACUGCGUCCUGAAUGCAGAGGUGAGGAAGCAGUAUGCCAAGGUGUGGCAGUCCAUGUGUUGUGGCAGCAAGUCAAAAACUCCAGAUGUCUGCAACAGUUACAAGAACAUCUCAGAUCCUUCGAGAAACAUACUCUUUCGCUCCACCUCCUUCCCUGGUUGGCCACCAAGCGACAGCACGCUGGAGGAAGGCUGGUAUCGUUUCACCGGCGUCGGAGGGGACGUAGUGGCCACGGAGUGUCCGUCUUCACCCUGUGGUGCUACAACUUCGCCUCUCACUAUCUGCGAGACCACUAUCGUCGCCAUCGGUAACCGACUGAUUAGGUCGUGGCUAUGCAGUGGCACGAGAGAACAAGGCUGGUGUCUCAUGGCUCAAGACUUCUUAACUACGCUGGUUUGCCCACAGGGUUUCCAUCUCUACUAUCUGUUCCCGACGCAGGGCCGCUUCGUUACAAAGGUCAAUGUUUUCACUGUUGGACCAGGUAGAAACAUUUCAAAGAUGCCACAACUCCUUAACAAAGAGGUUUUCCUGGACAUCGACCUCUUUGGUAUUGCCAAAAACAACAACGGAAACGCUUCUGCGGCUCUCAUAAGCUAUUCAGACAUUGACGAGAUGUUGGACCCUUCUCUCCUCCACCCAAAGAACAACACGGUCAACAUUAUGAUGUCUCCGGUGCUCUCAGCUUUCUUGCCCAAGACUCCAAACAAAAUUCUAACCAAACCAGUUAACUUCACAAUGAGACACAUUAAAGAGAUGGAUCCUAAAGGUCUGCUGCACUGUGUGUACUGGAACGGUAGUGAAUGGGUUGUGGACGGCUGUUCCAUCACUGAGACCAACUCCAGUUACACAGUCUGUUCCUGUGUACACCUGUCCACUUUCGCUCUCAUCAUGCAAACUCAAAGACCACCCAAGAGUAAUUAUCUCUUGAAGCUGCUCAGUACGGUUGCUGUGGGUGUGGGACUGGUCUCCGUGUUCUUGACUGUGUUGACUUUUAUUGGUUUUUGGAAGAAACUGGGUCGGAAAACCACAGCUCGACUCAACCUCUGUAUCAGCCUGCUACUGGCCCAUCUCCUCUUCCUCCUCACCCAACAUUUCCUGCACUAUAUCAAACCGCACGAGGUUGUGUGUAAAGCGUUAGCUGGAACACUGCAUUUCCUUUUUCUCUCGGCGUUUAUGUGGAUGUCUGCUGAGGCCAUACUACUCCUCAACACAGUGAAGAACCUAUCAAAGUUGACAUACAGAGAGAAGGAGGAGCUUCACUGGGCAUAUCAGCUCACGAUUGGCUAUGCCAUACCUCUGACAGUCAUAGCUUUGUCUGAGGGAUUGGUGCCCGAAAUGUACGACACUAAUAUCUGCUGGAUUAAAACAGAGAAUGACUUCAUCUGGAUAUUUGUGGGCCCUGUUUGCUGCAUUCUUGGAGUAAAUGUGAUUCUCAUUACUACCACGAUGAUCACUCUUGGGAAAACCAUCAUACAUCUCAGUGACAUCUCUCAAGUUAAAGCCACUAAGACUAUGGUGUUCAAAUCCCUGGCCCAGUUUAUCAUCCUCGGUUGCCCCUGGUUACUAGGCCUCCUCACACACAUCAGUGAGAAUGUGGAGCUUGUCUUUCUGUUGUUCAUGUCCCAGCAAGGGACCUUCAUCUUCCUGGUCCACUGCAUCCUGAAUGCAGAGGUGAGGAAGCAGUACGCCAAGGUGUGGCAGUCCAUGUGUUGUGGCGGCAAGUCAAAAACUCCAGUCUGA
This is a messenger RNA of Chanos chanos (milkfish), 2592 nucleotides long. RefSeq lists its product as uncharacterized. The coding region runs from base 1 to 2592 and encodes 863 amino acids. Lineage: Eukaryota; Metazoa; Chordata; Actinopteri; Gonorynchiformes; Chanidae. Gene Ontology annotation, molecular function: G protein-coupled receptor activity. The transcript is spliced from 17 exons. Gene Ontology annotation, biological process: adenylate cyclase-activating G protein-coupled receptor signaling pathway; cell surface receptor signaling pathway. Gene Ontology annotation, cellular component: plasma membrane. The record is from RefSeq and is a predicted model, not a curated record.